GUUUGAUGCUCUUUUUUUGUUUGGUAUAAGAGUUUUGCUAUGACAGAGUUUAUAUCUGUAACAUUUUAAUAUUCCAAAUACUUUUUUGUUUUUGCAUGUAACUCAUAAACUGACCGCUGGGGGGCAACACAUCUUUACAGCGUUACCAUUUCUGUCAAAGAGUAGAUAAUUUAUUCAAGAUACCACUCCAGAGCAGAAGUCCCUUUGGUGUGUACAUUAUUAUAUUUGCUGAGAAGAAUUACACAAGUCAAAUUAAAGUUAUUAUUGUUGACUCAAUUUAUGCCUAUUGUUAGAUUAUUGAAAUUCUGCACUUUCUGAGAUUGAAACAUCAUAUUUGUAUUUCUCAUGUAAGCAUGGUUUUUCAUGUAUUUAACACCAUGCCGGAAUGUUUGUUGGUUUUUAUUAGAUUUAUUUCUAGAUAGUCAUCUCUACUAUCCAAUUUUCUUUCACAAUAUCAUAAAUGGAUCGCAAAUGUAAAAAAAUGAAAUAAUAGCCAUUGUACUAUUUCUUAAACUAUCAGCACUUUUUUAGUAUACCUGACAUUUACCACCUUUACUUUAUAUUUUGCGAUUCCUGGAUUUUGGACGGAGUGAACCAUCUUACUAUUGUGUACUCUUUGAGAUAUCCGUCUGUGAUGACUGCGCAUGCGCUGACUCCAGGGGCAUGCUACACUUCACAACACGCUGAACUCUCAAUGUGGAUGUAGUCGUCUGAGCUGAUUACUAUCUGUUGGAGUUCCCUGAUGUUCCCUGAUGCUUUAAUAUAAUGAGCUGCGCCGACACAAAGGGCAAACCUGCGCUCUACCAACGGGUCGUGUUGAAGAACGCCUCGCCGUACCACUACAUGAAGGUCUGCCUCGUUCUGGAGGAUGAGUCUACCCGACUGAAUGCGGUCGAUCUGAAGCAGUUCAUCAUCUCAGGGCUGGACAGUCUGUAUGGAGAGGUGGGAGCAGCGUUGAACUUUGACCUGUUGAAGUAUGAUGAAGACACGCUCACUGCCUUUCUGCGUGUUUACAGCAAAGGCUUGGUGAAGCUGUGGAGCUCCCUGACUCUGCUGGGCUCGUACCAGAAACAAGCCUGCGCCUUCAGAGUGCUGCAGGUGUCUCCGUUCUUGCUGGCGCUGACAGGAAACAGUCGGGAGCUGCAGCUGGACUGACUGAGGAUGAGUUUCCUGUGGAGCAGAUUCUUUAUUAACCCGAGGCGGCGGCGCUGCCUCUCUCCUCCCUCCUGUCGUCUGCUCCACGUCGGCCAGAAAGCCUCCCUCACCAAAGCGUUCUCUGCCCGAGAUGUGCAGCUGUUCGCCGAGCUGACGGGUGACAACAACCCGGUCCACCUGGACCCCGUCUACGCCAGCACCACCGCCUUCGAGGCGCCC
Molecule: messenger RNA, 1374 nt
Organism: Gymnodraco acuticeps
Lineage: Eukaryota; Metazoa; Chordata; Actinopteri; Perciformes; Bathydraconidae
Gene: rpp14
Product: ribonuclease P/MRP 14 subunit
Exons: 6
Coding region: 766-1155 (129 amino acids)
Biological process (GO): tRNA 5'-leader removal
Cellular component (GO): ribonuclease P complex
Source: RefSeq, a predicted model, not a curated record